CGCCGGCAAUGAAACUGGAUGUCACCAAAUUGAACCUUAAUCUGACAAUCAAUGAAAACCAAUUGAACCACUAUUUAGAUAAUAAUGAUACAGAAAAACAAACGACUCGUGAGUCGGCACCGACACCGCGGCCGCCGCCGCCGGAAAGGGGUCAGUGGUCGGGAAAGUUGGACUUUAUAUUCAGUUGUAUUAGCUAUGCCGUAGGUCUGGGCAAUGUAUGGCGAUUCCCAUAUCUCGUUUAUGACAACGGAGGCGGUGCAUUUUUGGUACCAAACUAUAUAUGUGUGAUUCUGGUGGGAAUUCCYAUGUUUUUGCUGGAGGUAGCACUGGGYCAGUACCUGAACACCGGUGGYAUAGCUAUCUGGAAUUUGGUACCAAUUUUUAAAGGUAUCGGUUUUGCAUCGAUGGUAAUGAUAGGUCUGUGUAACGUAUAUUAUGUAAUACUGAUUGCUUGGACACUGUUUUAUUUGGUCCAAUCGUUUACAUCGGAACUGCCGUGGAGUUCCUGUAACAACACAUGGAAUACAGACAACUGUAUGUCUCAUAUAACCAGUGAUAGUCAUCCGGAAGCUGUAUCGCCGGUCAAAGAGUACUGGGAAAAUCGUGUAUUAGAGAUAACAACCGGCAUUCACGACAUGGGAACCAUACGAUGGGAACUAUUGAUCUGUUUGUUUGUGGCGUCGGCACUGGUCUACGGUAUUAUAUGGAAAGGGCUGCACCAGAGCGGCAAAAUCAUAUGGUUUACGGCCACCUUUCCCUAUGUUAUACUAUUCAUAUUAUUCAUCAGAGGUGUUACACUGGAGGGGGCCAGCAAUGGACUGUUGUUUUAUUUGAAACCCGACUUUUCACGACUGAGUGAUUCAAAAGUUUGGGUAUCGGCYAGCACCCAGGUACUAUUUUCCUAUGGCAUUGGUAUAGGUGCUAAUGUAGCACUUGGCAGCUAUAAUAAAUAUCAUCACAAUUUUUACAGAGAUUCAAUCAUUGCAUGUGUGGUCAGUAGUGCCACGAGUCUGUUCUCCGGGUUUGUCAUAUUUUCGGUAUUAGGACAUAUGGCACACGUACAACAAAARGCCGUAUCGGAAGUGGCCAAAUCGGGACCUGGCCUGGCAUUCCUGGCCUAUCCCGAAGUGGUCACAUUGUUGCCAAUAUCGCCGCUCUGGUCGAUACUGUUUUUCCUGAUGCUUCUCAUACUSGGUAUCGAUAGUCAGUUCUGUACUGUCGAAGCGUUUGUGACGGGCGUUGUGGACGAGUGGCCCCGAUAUCUGAGGCCACGCCGUAAACUGUUUACACUAUCGGUAGUUAUCGCACAGUUUUGUCUGGGUUUGCCAUUGAUUACCGGCGGCGGUAUGUAUAUCUUUGAGCUAAUGGACUAUUUCAGUGCCAGUGGUUUCUCGUUAUUGUUGGUCGUCUUUGCCGAAAUUGUUGGCCUCUGUUGGGUGUUUGGUGCCACAAAUAUCUAUAAAAAGAUGACUGAUAUGCUUGGAUUUAGACCCUGGCGGUGGUUUUACUAUUGUUGGGUYGGCUUAGCACCGGUAUAUAUUGCYGCUAUAUUCCUGUUUUCUGUGAUCAAGUAUGAAAAGGUCAUGUAUGCCGAUACCUAUGAGUAUCCCUGGUAUGGGGAACUGAUCGGUUGGCUAAUGGCCAGUGCAUCCAUCAUAUGUAUACCAUUGUAUGCGCUAUACUUUUUGUUUGUCAAAACGGAUCAAUCGCUUACAUUAAAAGAGCGCCUAUUAAUAGGUGUGACGCCUAAGAUAACGGCACGCAAAGAGAAGGACACCGUCUAUAUUGAGGAGUCGUCUGAAGAGUCGUCGUCAAUAUCGGACACGACCUCACAGAUCAAUGUCGUAUCAAAUGAUCCGUCCGGUGAUAAACAACUAUCAUAUCAACACAACUAUUAGAGAGAGAGAGAGAGAGAGAGAUAGAGAGAGAGA
This is a messenger RNA of Oppia nitens, 1931 nucleotides long. Its product is annotated as sodium- and chloride-dependent GABA transporter 1-like. The transcript has 12 exons. Gene Ontology annotation, cellular component: membrane. The record is from RefSeq and is a predicted model, not a curated record. Lineage: Eukaryota; Metazoa; Arthropoda; Arachnida; Sarcoptiformes; Oppiidae. Gene Ontology annotation, biological process: sodium ion transmembrane transport. Bases 9 to 1898 code for a protein of 629 amino acids.